CUUUCUGCGACGUUGCCAACUCGGAAGAUCUCCCGCCGCAGAGUGCAAAUAUGCUGGUGGGCAUCAAGACCGAGAACACGCUCGUGAGCAUGCAGCCUGCGGGGAACACAAGCUGUGCCAAGCCACCCACGCCCAAGCCUGCCCACAACGAAGGCCGAUGGACCGACGCCGAGCACGGCCUUUUCCUCGACGGCCUUCGGAGGUACGGGCGGCAGUGGUUCAACGUCGGGAAGGUCGUCAAGACGCGCAGCGUGACGCAAAUCCGCACACAUGCACAAAAGUACUUUGCCAAGCAAGAGAAGGAGGUCAACUCGAUGCUGCAGACGAUGACCACCAAGGCCAAGACGCCACGGAAGCGCGCUGAUGCGUCCGAGGCGCCGGUCGUGUCGCCUUUGGCAAAACGUCAUGGCUCUCUGCACCACAAGAUGUCGCACAAGACUAUGGACGGGCUGCAUGUCGUGCUGUUGGCGGUCGAAGCUGCCUCGUCGCCCGACUUUAGCGACCGACGUUACGUGCUCCAGAGCUUCCUAAAACAGCCCAUGUCGAGUGUCGUGAGCUCCAAGAUCAAGCACUUGAUCAACGACGUUGCCGCGUUCGUUCGGCGGCGAGAGAAAGCCUCCGACGCGUUGCACCUCGGCGACAUGCACAUUGCAAUCGACAGCGGUGCGUACAUGACGGUGGAGAGCGCGGUCACUGCGCUGCUCGUCCGCCUCAAGACGCUCAAGUCGACAGCGACCGCGACGUUGGCGCAGCAGCUAGUGCUGCAGGAGCUGCCCCAGCUCUUCCUUACGAACGCGUGGCCAAUGCGGCCAUCGGUACCGUCGAGUCCACCAAGCGUCAUGAUUCCGGUGCUCAACCCGCAGCCGUCGCCCAUGGCGCUCAAACUCCCGCGCCUCGCCGACUGGGCACCCACGUCGUCGUCGGCGGCGGCAUUUGGCGACGACCAGUGUAUUGCGAUAUGACACUGAAUUUUGAAAUGUUGAAAAACGUCUCUUGCGAUCGCCAGA
Saprolegnia diclina VS20 is the source of this 1007-nucleotide messenger RNA. RefSeq lists its product as hypothetical. NCBI's taxonomy places the organism in Eukaryota, Oomycota, Saprolegniomycetes, Saprolegniales, Saprolegniaceae. The coding region runs from base 51 to 962 and encodes 303 amino acids. Gene Ontology annotation, molecular function: DNA binding. The transcript has a single exon. The record is from RefSeq and is a predicted model, not a curated record.